This is a messenger RNA of Tricharina praecox, 2592 nucleotides long. Its product is annotated as Aspartate/glutamate/uridylate kinase. NCBI's taxonomy places the organism in Eukaryota, Fungi, Ascomycota, Pezizomycetes, Pezizales, Pyronemataceae. The record is from RefSeq and is a predicted model, not a curated record. The transcript has 3 exons. Gene Ontology annotation, cellular component: cytoplasm; mitochondrion; mitochondrial matrix. Bases 1 to 2592 code for a protein of 863 amino acids. Gene Ontology annotation, biological process: L-arginine biosynthetic process. Gene Ontology annotation, molecular function: NADP+ binding; arginine binding; N-acetyl-gamma-glutamyl-phosphate reductase (NADP+) activity.
AUGCUUUCAGCCCUCCGCAGCUGCACCGGCCGGAGCCUCCGCUCCACACCGGCCCGCCUCCGCUCCUGCAGACCCAGUGUCGCCGCCGUCGCCGCCACCACCACCCCAUUCCGACGCAGCACUGCGUACGCCUCGACCUCCGCCGCAGACAGCAGCCCGCUGUCGACCCGGUCGACGGUGAUCCAGCUCCUCAACAACAUCGGCUCCAAGCGCGAGGUCGAGCAGUAUCUCUCGCACUUCACGUCGGUGCAGUCGCAGCAGUUCGCCGUCAUCAAGGUCGGCGGUGCCAUCAUCACCGAGCAGCUCGAAUCUCUCGCCUCUUCCCUGGCGUUCCUGAACCAUGUCGGACUUUACCCAGUCGUUGUCCACGGGGCAGGCCCCCAGCUCAAUAAGCUCCUGGAAGAUGCUGGCGUAGAGCCCCAGUUCGAGGAGGGAAUCCGCGUCACCGAUGGAAAGACGCUAGCCAUUGCUAGAAAGUUGUUCCUGGAUGAGAACUUGAAGCUCGUCGAGGCGUUGGAGAAGAUGGGCGUGCGUGCGAGACCCAUCACUGGUGGUGUCUUCGAGGCGGAUUACUUGGACCGUGAGAAGUACCAGUUCGUCGGUAAAAUCGGAAAGGUCAACAAGAACCCCAUCGAGGCUGCCAUCCAGGCUGGCUGUCUUCCCAUUCUUACGUCUACCGCCGAGACCCCCGAAGGUCAACUGCUCAAUGUCAAUGCCGACGUUGCGGCUGGAGAGUUGGCUCGUGCCCUGCAACCGCUCAAGAUCGUCUACCUGUCGGAGAAGGGUGGCCUGUUCAACGGGGAGACCAAUGAGAAGAUCUCGACUAUCAACUUGGACGAGGAGUACGAUCACUUGAUGUCGCAGUGGUGGUGCAGAUACGGUACCCGGUUGAAGAUUAGGGAGAUCAAGGAGCUCUUGGACACCCUUCCCCGUACUUCCAGCGUGGCUAUCAUCCACACCGAUGACCUCCAGAAGGAACUCUUUACGGAUACCGGAGCCGGUACUAUGAUUCGCAGAGGACACAAGCUCACCGCGAAGACCAGUCUGAAGGAGUUCUCCGACAGGGAUAAGUUGAGGGAUGUGUUGAUCCGCGCCAAAGCCGAUGGCGGUCGCUACCUUGCAGACCUUGGGUCCAAGUCUUUCAAGGCGUAUGCCGAUGAGCCGCUUGAUGUUCUGGCUGUUGUCUUCCCCAAUGAAGGAUCCGCACCCGCCGUGUUGGACACCUUCACAUCCACCAAGGCCGGAUGGCUCGGCAACGUUGCGGACAAUGUUUUCAACGCCGUCAAGCGGGACUACCCCAAGCUCGUAUGGAGCGUUGAGCAAGGCGACGAGAACCUGGGAUGGCACUUCGACAAGGCGCAGGGUAGCUUCGCCCACGGCGGCAAGGUGCUGUUCUGGUACGGCGCUGAGUCUGCCGAGGAGGUCACCACCAUCAUCGGUGAUCGCGUCGGAGAUGCUGCUGCUGGCGGUUUCUCGAACUCUGUCACCGGCAUCAAACAGCAGGCUCGUGGAUUUUCCACUUCCGCACGCCCCCGGCUCAGCGGGUCGAUCCAGCGGGUUCACGUUUCCGGACGCCGCGGCUUCGCCACCACCAACCCGAACCCCCCAAUGGGCAAGGGCAAUGCCUCCAACACAAAGCCUUCCAGGGUUGCCCUCAUUGGUGCCCGUGGAUACACCGGCCAGGCGUUGAUCAGUCUCCUGAACUCGCACCCCAACUUUGAUCUUACCCACGUUUCGUCCCGCGAACUUGCGGGCAAGAAGCUUGAGGGCUAUACCAGCAAGGACAUCAUCUACCAGAACCUUGGAGUCGAGGACAUUCGACGGAUGGAGGAGAACAACGAGGUCGACUGCUGGGUCAUGGCGUUGCCCAACGGCGUUUGCAAGCCCUUUGUUGACGCCGUCGACGAGGUCGGAAGCGGAAAGAGCGUGAUUGUCGAUUUGAGCGCGGACUACAGAUUCGAGGAGAACUGGACCUAUGGUCUGCCCGAAUUGGUCACGCGUUCGAAGCUUGCUAAGGCCACCCGCAUCUCCAACCCGGGAUGCUACGCCACCGCUGCCCAGCUAGCCAUCUCGCCGCUGGUUCCCUACCUCGGAGGCGACCCAUCGAUCUUCGGUGUGUCCGGCUACUCCGGCGCCGGAACUAAGCCUUCGUCCAAGAACGACACCGAGCAGCUCCGUGAUAACCUGAUGCCGUACUCGUUGACCGACCACAUCCACGAGCGCGAGAUCGGUGCCCAGCUCGGCGUCUCGGUCGGCUUCGUCCCCCACGUCGCCGCCUGGUUCCAGGGAAUCCACCACACGAUAAACAUCCCGCUCAACAAGCAGAUGACUUCGCGUGACAUCCGUAAUCUCUUCCAGGACCGCUACGCCGGCGAGCGUCUGAUCAAGAUUGUGGGCGAGGCCCCAUUGGUCAAGAACAUCUCUGGCAAGCACGGAGUGGAAAUCGGUGGCUUCGGAGUCCAUUCCUCGGGCAAGCGCGUCGUCAUCUGUGCCACGAUCGACAACCUCCUCAAGGGCGCUGCCACCCAGUGUCUGCAGAACAUGAACUUGGCGUUGGGAUACAACGAGUACGAGGGUAUUCCUCUCCCUUAG